CAGUCAUGGCCGAACGCGCUCUCGGACGGGCGGCGCCGCCGCUGCCGCUGCUGCUGCUGCUUCUGGCGCUGCUAGUGGGGAACUCCGCCGCCCAGGCAGCCACGGGCCCGCAGGAUCGGAGACCUUGCUCCGGGGAUGAGUUGAACCUGGACAUCAGGGGCUCGCUCAACGCCACGGGCCACCCCGUGCUGCAGGCGCGCCUGGAGCAGCCGCCGAGCAGCGCGCCUCGCCGCCUCACCGUGCGCCUGCGGGACGAGCCCUGCGCGCCUGGCGGCGAGAAACGGCGCGUCAUGCACGCUGUCGUCCACGGUCCACUCAGUGGCGAUCCGCUGCCAACGCCAGAACGCCUGGUUCAACACCAAACGGACCCUCGCCUGAACGAAGUGGAGACCACAGUAACAUCAAGUUCAACAGUCCAAGUAUCAUCGCCACCCAGAGUGUCCUCAAACCCCCUGGAUGCUGCGACGAUGUACAGAGGAUACACAAAGGUGGGCCCUCGGCCGCUACAAGGUGCACUGGAGCGCGCGACGGGGGCGCCGGCGCUGGCGUGCUCGCAGGAGGGCGCACGCUCGCCGUGCCAUCGCAGCGCGAGGCAGACGCCCUCUGGGACUGAAGCGCAGCGCGCGCCCGCGCAGCAGCCCGACGCAGGCGGCGCGCAGCAGCAGGCGCAGGCGCCGCGCAACUUCAUGGACGUGGCGUCAUGGGGCUGACCGCAUGACCUACUGGUGGGCGUCUCCGCCGCUACCCGCCCACCCGAUCGGAACUUCACCACAUCUUCGGCGAGCAGCUGUCUGAGACAGGAUACAAUACGUGGGCUACUGAGCCUACCAACGAAGAACACUGCGGAGCUAUGUUUUCGAACACUGGCUUUAGGGCGGUUCCUUGUGACAGCGAAAUGCCAUUUAUCUGCAAGCUGCCUUUGUGACGCGGGCGCUCCUGCCAUGUACUACUCAUCUCUUGUUAAAUUUGUAUUAAAAUGAAUACUGAAUACACUCCUGUGUGAUUUCUUUGCUAACAUGUAGUGAAGCAUGUAACUUAUUCAAAUAAUAUUGUACAGUGUAGAUGCUGUGUUGUACAGUAAAACUAUGACAAGAAGCUGAAGCUGUAUGUGUUCUAUGCUUAUACAUAUCACAAAUCACCUUUUAGCUUUUCUUGGCGUUUAUAAUUUUAUUAAUAGUUAUCAGUUGUUUUUCCUGUUUAUAUUAUCAAUUUUCUUCGUGUCAUCAUGAAUUUUCUUUCAUAAAUUCCUUUUAUUAAUUGAUUUAAUUCUAUUCGGCAAGUCACUUUUCAGGAUGUCUCAUUUUGUUAUUCGUAUCCCUUGUAAAAUUAUGAUUAAAUUAUUUUUUACAAACUGUACGACUGUAAUCUUUUUACGAGAGCUGCAAAUAUACUUAUGUAUGUACUCAUGUAUGUACAUGUAGUAUGUACUAUUUUUUAUUAUUUGUCAUACUUAUGAAAAAUAAACGUUUUUAUUAGCUGUGAAUACCAAUUCUUACUAAACCAUGUUGAUUGAUUUAAAUGUAUUUGGAUCACGAGUUUUGAUGAGAAAUAAUUUUAUCAAUAAAAAAGGAAUACUGAAGAUAACAGAUCAAAUAUGAGGAAAGAAAAAUAUCCAUAGCAAUAAACCAGUCAUUAAAUUUAAUAGUAGUACACAUUUUUUAAAUACUAAAUUUAAGUUUUUUUCUUUCAAAAUUUUCUUUAUCAGUAAUAGAUGAUCAGAAUGGGGCCCGCUGUCCUCUAGAGACGCUGAUGCGAUUUUAAGGAGGCCCUAAAACGGUCACCAGGUGAAUAUUUUUGCUUCUGGUGCCACCGUGAAGAAAUCGAAAUAGUUCUUCUAAUAUUUGUUGUAGUUGUUUAGACAGACCGCACGCCUGCAGCUUGUUUAUUGAAGACUAUGUGAACUGUGUUUCCAGAAAUAGCUUGUAUGUGCGUCCCUGCAUGGACAUCUGCCAUUACAAUGCUCUGAGAGCCGGGAACUCGGCCCAAUCUUCUUAGGUUUUUCCGCCCCUUCUGUCGCAUUUUAUGGAAUUCUUUCUUCCUUUAUUUGUUUCUACGAAAUAAUUUUUUGAUAUGUUCUUUGUGAUAUGUUCUUUGUACUAAAUUACAAUUUUUGGUUUAUUUUCCUAAUUAAUAGUGGAUUUAGUUUAAUCUGACUAUGCAUUGAAAAUUCAACUCCUCUCGUUUGUCCCUAAUUACCAACUUUGUACAUCCCUAGUGCGAGUCGUAGUGAGGGAUACUUAUUCCCUCUGCUUCCGCAGGUCUCGAGUUCCGAAGCAUGCGAUUGCUGGGUCGUGUGAGUGGCGCAGACUUCCUGCGCAAAUUCUCCAGAUCGAUUCCUGCCGACCACAUACUAUAAGUGCAAAACCUAAUUCCCUGCCACAAAAGCUACUGAAGUGUACCGACAAAUGCCCUGCCAACAGCAACACAUUUUGUGACGACCAGACCGGUAUUUUAUUUUUUAUUGCUCACAGAAACCUUUCUUCUGAUAAAUCCUUUGUGGAACGUAUCCUUAAAUCAUAAGUAAUAAUCUACAAAAAUCUCCUAGUUCAUGCUUCAGUUUUUCAAUCUCGACGUUCUUGCUUCAAACUUUACUAUACAAUCUCGCGGAAUUAGUUGAAGUAGUUUCUCGUAAAUCUAUUAUGUAAUUUCCUAACAUGUAUUGCUACAUUUCCGUUUUGAAAUGAAACUUUAUUUCGCAUAUGCAUAGAACUGAUACUCGACGUAUCUAAAACUAUUAACAUUCGAGGUUAUCUGUGUCAAUUUUUUUAAAAACAAGUAACAAACCUUUAAUACAAGGUGAGACUAAAUACGGUUGUGUUGAAUUCAACGAAAGAAAACACCUGUAUAUUCUUAACUAAUUUCCUACUUAAUAUCCACAUUAAUGGUAUGCACAUUUCUGUUGUCAGGUGAGGACCUGUCAGAUUCCGCAGGUGGAAGUUACAACAUCUGGGCUACUACGCCUUCUGACGAAGAACAUUGCGGAGCUGUGUUUUCGAACCUCGGCUUCAUGGCAGUUUCGUGCGAACUCCCCUUGACGUUCAUCUGCGAACUGCCUCUUUGAAAGUUCCUUUCAAUUCUUAGUCUGUCAAAACAUGUGAUUUAUUUAUAACGCAACAAACGUGUAUUGACAAUACACAAUAAAUUAAUGACAUAAAAGAAUGGGUCAUUUCAGAGUUUUCAUAGUGUUUGUAGCAUCCCUCGUGGCAUGCAUUAGAAUUCUUCAUCCACUAACUUAAGAAAUCCUGCA
This is a messenger RNA of Gryllus bimaculatus (two-spotted cricket), 3247 nucleotides long. The record is from the annotation of a GenBank genome assembly. Lineage: Eukaryota; Metazoa; Arthropoda; Insecta; Orthoptera; Gryllidae.